AUGACCCGUGUCCCAUUUGGAGCCUCAUCUAGUCCCUUCAUUAUGGCUGCUACGCUUCGUUGUCAUUUUGAGAGUACUUCUUCGGCAGAUCCAUCUCUGAAGUCCCUGUGUGAGACGUUGAACGAGAGUUUCUACGUCGACGAUUUGGUGACGAGCGUUGCCACACGGAAUGAAGGGGAGCGGUUUUCCAGAGAUGCUAACGAGGUCGUCAGAACAGCUGGAAUGAAGCUACGAAAGUGGACGACGAACUCGCCGGAUCUACAGAGUGAGUUCAGGAGAAGCAGCGAACAAGACGCGGAGGCUAAUUCUCAUUACAAGUCAAAAAAGGUUUUAGGACUCAGCUGGAACACCGCAACGGACACACUUCUGCUUUCCAUGGACUCUCUUGUGAAAUUCAUCACCUACAAGACGGACACCAAGCGUUGCCUGCUGCAAGCAACCGCAAGAAUUUUUGAUCCUUUGGGGUUCCUUGCACCAUACACUAUCAAGGCGAAGAUUCUUUUCCAACGAGCAUGGGAGCAAGGACUCGGAUGGGAUGAUCUACUGCCAGAUGAUCUCCUGUCUGAAUGGCUGCGGUGGACGAAAGGGAUCCCGGACGUUGCUCAAAUAGCCGUACCCAGAGCACUUAUAACCGAGGGACCAACAGCGAAGUACCCUGUGCAUUGCUUUUGUGACGCUAGUAUUCAAGCAUACGGCGCCGUUGUGUACCUGAGGACGGAAACGGAUGCCGGCACUGUCAACGUGAAGAUUAUAGCUGCUAAGGCUUGA
This is a messenger RNA of Ornithodoros turicata, 768 nucleotides long. RefSeq lists its product as uncharacterized. Lineage: Eukaryota; Metazoa; Arthropoda; Arachnida; Ixodida; Argasidae. The transcript has a single exon. Bases 1 to 768 code for a protein of 255 amino acids. The record is from RefSeq and is a predicted model, not a curated record.